Marasmius oreades (fairy-ring Marasmius) is the source of this 3382-nucleotide messenger RNA. RefSeq lists its product as uncharacterized. Lineage: Eukaryota; Fungi; Basidiomycota; Agaricomycetes; Agaricales; Marasmiaceae. Bases 701 to 3322 code for a protein of 873 amino acids. The record is from RefSeq and is a predicted model, not a curated record. The transcript is spliced from 4 exons.
CUCUAGCCUCCUCCACCGAGAAUGAGUCUAGCAAAUCGAGAGAACAAGGCUCUCCUCAAGAGUAACUUGAUUUUUUCUACGUUAUACUGCAAAAGACUCAGGCUAUAGAUCUGGCGGAACUUCGUUGAAUUUCGUACAGUCCCUAUCAUCAAUCAAGUUUCUGCGCAAUUUCUGCGUGACUCGAUUGAACUUAAUUAUGCCUCAAGGUUUUCGUCGUUACAAAUGCGUCACGACAACUCUCUUUUGCACCUCGACCACCAUUAACGGCUUGAACUCGUCUUCUCAGAAGCGAAAUGGGAAAUCUUCGCUCGCAGAAUGAGCUGAAAGGUCUACCUUCUCCUACACCUCAGAAGUAUGAGGACCAAGAUGACCCGUUCGAGGAAGACUAUAUCAGGACCCAAUCUUACUUUGCUUCUUCAUCUCCAAAAUCUAUCGUCGACGGUACUACCCAGUCUUUGGUAAUCAAAUGCUCGCCUUGUUACCUCUAUAAUACUUGACUAGCUACUAGGGGAUACCCGUACAGAAAACUUCAGGACAAGCAUUGCUUGACCAUUCACGUUUAGUCAAAGACGACGGGGAUAGCUCUGUCGGUUCUGCCAACGUCUCACUUCCUCUAUCCGAUUCUAUAAUUCCGGACACAUUUGAUGAUUCAGUCGAGCUGGCAACGAAUAAUACUCUACAAGCAAGAAUACCUUCAUCGAUGGGUAAAGUCGUGUCUGGUAAUCCAAUCAUCACUAUUCUCUCCAACUCACGGUCCCAUAUAUCCCUCGCAGAACCCAACUUCGCGAAGGCGGGUGCUACGAAACAGGUCGCAAAUUACUUGAAACCUGCUGAUAUCAAUGCGCAACCGAUUAUGCCUACUUCAAUCCGAGCUCUAGCAGUUUCAUCGGAGACUCAGGCUGAUGUCGGGACUGGAACUUCGUCAAAUAUUAAAAAACUCAGCUCUCCCAUAUCUCAUACCACGCGCUCUCUUUCGAAAAGAAAGUCAAAGCCAGGUCAUUUGGAGUUUGUUAGUUCUAGCGAUGCCCCUCCAAAAGGACCUGUUGCGGGCUCUCAUCCUCCCCCUCGUUCGCAUCCCCGCUCUCGUCGACGCAGAAGACGCCAGGCAGGGAAGACCCCAGCAUCCGAUGUUGACGGCAGAAGCACAGAAGGUUCAGUGAACAAGAAUCGGUCUUCUCUUCUGCAAGAGACUAGAGCAUCCAUAACCUCAUCUCCGCCGUCGCCAACCCAUGGCCUUAGCAGCAGAUGGGCGCCUCAUUUUGAGCGCUCGAUCCCUACUGUCGCGAGUGUGGCGUCGGAUUCUACCCACGAAGGAAAGCCUGAGGUUCCGACUGGGGAUAAGACGGACAAAUACCGGCGCUCAGUGCCCCCAGGGAAGGAUGCUCUUGCCACAUGUGAAAGUCAAGUGCCAACGGUUGAAAUGUCAGGUACCUCUCUGCAAUCUCCGAUUCUGAGACAGGAUAACGACCGUAGAGGUGAAAAUCCUUCCCUUGUCCUUCCGACGCAGCCCGUCGUUCAAGUUAAUCAGCACCUACCUGAGGCAUCCACAAAUUAUGGGUCGCCUCCUGCACUUAAUGCAUCUCAUGAUCCUCAAGUUACUGUUCUGGAUAGUACAAUGCCCGCCACCGGCUUGCACAAUGUCCGUCAGGCAGAACCAAUUUCUCUUAUCUCACAGUUACCACUACAGCAAACCAAUAACUUUGGUGGACGAGUGGGAAGUAUUUCAACCAUUCAUCGGCCCCUCGCUCAUGGAUUGAUACCGUCCGACCCUCUAACAGGAUUCCACAACGGGAGUUCCGUAGCUGUAGACAAACCCUUUAUCAGCGAUAGUCAAUUCUCAUCUCAUCAUGCUCGUGAACCUUGCCACUUCGUGCCACGACGGCCUCAUCCAUCGGUACAGUAUCCCCUUGACCCCCUAUACUGGAAGGUACAUGAUACUUGUGGUGACGUCCCUCAAUCCCGGGUUAAACGGCUGGACAGUGGUACUGACGUUGGAGCGUUGUACGAACACUCCAUUCCAAGGCGCACCAAGAUAGCUGAUCCCAGACUCAUGCAUGCAACCUCUCAACACCUUGGUGACGGGCGAGUAGUACCCUUCCGUCCCCAACCUUCACAGCCUAAUCCCAAUCUUAUGGAUGCGCCUUGGAUCGUACCUACCCAACAGAACCCAAAACGUAUGGAAAGCUCGCUCACGCAAGCCCCUCCAUCCAGGUCGCACGUCAAACAAAUUCGGCCCGUUGUCUCAAUGCCUAUGAUCAACCUUCAGUAUCAGCAGCCGGUUCCUUCAAAACAUUCAGAUCAGGAUGCAAGCCACGCUGGAUUCUAUUGCGAACAGAAUGACAUUAUACGACCGAUGGCAGCACAGCGCGGUAUUGAUCUUCGACUUCCAAUCCACACAACCUCAGAAGCCUCAUUUCACAACAAUCCACCGCCUGCACAGGUCAUGAAUAUUUCUCAAGGGAUCGCCUCUCAUCCAAGUCCCGCUGCCAUCGGAUGCCCCAAAAUACCCGAUAAAGAUUUCAAUUCGAAGAGACACGAUUUCCGUAUACGCUCCUAUCAGCGUUCUGUUGUUGUAGGAGUUCCAAAAGAGGAACCGGUGAACGCGCAAAAGCUAGACUUACAACGUCAAGGGCUGUUAUUGAUGGAUAUCAGAGUUUCUGGAGUGCAAAGGGGAUUGCAACCAGUAAGGGAGCGCGAAGACGGUCAAAAGGAAGUUCCGGCGGACAUACAAAGCUUAACUUCGCAACGUCAGCUCAAUUCCCGAGCGGAUUCACAUUCUCCUGCCACCGAAGAUGUACCUCAAUACAAUGCGUCUGAGAGAAAACGGCUGCAGACGUCUGUUCUUGACAGGCCGAGUGUCCGCACGAAACCAGAAGAGAUCCUGGCAUGGAGAACGGACAGAAAUGAGAGUACGUCCCACGCACUGAUAGCCAAGAGGUCGAUGCCGACCCUCAAAUACGUACCACCUUCCGUGGCCCUGAGCAAAGGAACUUCGGUCAACGCUAAGGACAAUAAAAGUUUCAUGCUCUCCUCAAAAACCGUCGUGUCUCGGAAACGCCGAGUGACCACCGCGCUAGGUGAUGGUCAACCCCGUAUGAUUACUCCACCUCCUUUGAAGUGUUCUACCGCUCGUUCCUUUGACUCCGACGAAAAGGUUCCAAACAAGGCAAAGAGGAACGGAAACACUGACGGGGCUCCCGACUCUGGAUGUCCUCGCACUUCUACUCCAAAGGCAGGGAAGAGCACUCUAUCACUUUCCACCAAAUCUAACAGCACCCAAGCGCUGAACAAAACCAGGAGCGCGAGCCGCUCAAAGACCUAAGAUGCUCUGUACUCCUGUUUCAAUUUUUCCGAACUCGCCGCACGAACAUCUCAAGAUUCC